Molecule: messenger RNA, 1319 nt
Organism: Cucumis melo (muskmelon)
Lineage: Eukaryota; Viridiplantae; Streptophyta; Magnoliopsida; Cucurbitales; Cucurbitaceae
Product: 2-alkenal reductase (NADP(+)-dependent)-like
Exons: 5
Coding region: 59-1093 (344 amino acids)
Molecular function (GO): 2-alkenal reductase [NAD(P)H] activity
Source: RefSeq, a predicted model, not a curated record
ACGAUGACGCUUAGGCGCUAUCAAAUUUGGCCCGUUGACUGCCAAUAGGAAAGGUGCAAUGGCGCAGAUCGGCGACGAAGUGAAGAAUAAGCAGGUGAUUUUCCGAGACUAUGUCAAUGGUUUCCCAAAGGAAUCCGAUUUCAUCAUUACCAGUGCUACCAUCCGCUUGAAGCUUCCUCAAGAUUCAAAUGGCCUUUUGCUCAAAACACUCUAUCUUUCUUGCGAUCCCUUCAUGCGAAUGCUCAUGAAGAAUCAACCCUCUCCGUUUUCUUACUCCCCUGGCUCUUUAGUAUUUGGGUAUGGAGUAGCCAAAGUUUUGGAGUCUGGCCACUCGGAUUUCAAUGAAGGUGACCUCGUUUGGGGAAUGUUGAAAUGGGAAGAAUACUCUGUUCUGGAGGAUCCUGGAAAACUCAUCAAAAUCCACCAUACUGAUGUCCCCCUCUCAUAUUAUACUGGAAUUCUUGGUAUGCCUGGUAUAACUGCCUAUUUUGGAUUUCAUGAUGUAUGCUCUCCCAAGAAGGGGGAAUAUGUAUUUGUAUCAGCAGCUUCUGGUGCAGUUGGUCAAAUUGUUGGCCAAUUAGCAAAGUUGAUGGGUUGUUAUGUUGUUGGGAGUGCUGGAAGCAGAGAAAAGAUUGAGCUGCUGAAAAACACGUUUGGAUUUGAUGAGGUUUUCAACUACAAGGAAGAACCUGACUUAAAUGCAGCGCUAAAGCGAUGCUUCCCUGAUGGUAUAGAUAUUUACUUCGAAAAUGUAGGAGGGAAGACGCUGGAUGCAGUGCUUUUAAACAUGAGACUUCAUGGUCGGAUUGCAGUAUGUGGCAUGAUAUCUCAAUACAACCUUGAUCAGACGGAAGGUGUGCAUAACCUCAUGCGUCUUGUAACUCAGCGGAUCCGCAUGGAAGGCUUCAUUGCUAAUGAUUAUUUCCAUCUUAAUGCCAAGUUCCUAGAAGAAAUUUUGCCUUAUAUCAGAGAAGGGAAAAUAAGCUAUGUUGAGGACACGGUUCAUGGUCUCGAGAAUGGCCCAGCAGCUUUGAUUGGACUCUUUAGUGGUCGUAAUGUAGGGAAACAAGUAGUUUCCAUCUCCAAAGAAUGAUUCUAAGUAGUUUCUGUUCGUUUACUACCUUGCCGUAGAAUAUACUGAAAAUAAGGCUGAUGGUUGGAUUGUGUUGACAUUUGAGAUCUUUAAAUGAUUUCUUGUUUGUUUCUUAAAUUUCUUGGUCCGAUUCAAUUCAACUAUUAAGGUGAAUUUUCAUCACAUUUGUAUUAUCAACAACAUUUUUUUACUUCAAUAAAAAAGUUUAUUGAUUCGUUGGAUGUCA